GGAUUUUAAUCACACAAACAGAAGGUUCUCUCAAACUCGAAUCAAAUCAAACGCAUUUUCUCCUCCCUUCCCUGCGCCGUUCGUUUUCUGCACUUCCACGGCCACACCCACAGUCUUCCUUGAAGACCUUCCCGUUGGUUUCGUUCUUGGCCAUCGCCUCUGCAGCAGAGGUGCUCUUCAGCCAGCCUCGCUUCCGGGAUAGAGAGAGAAAGCAGCGUCAGUGUUGGUUGGGUCUCAUCCGCAAUGAGUGGAGUGCAGUCCUAAACUGCUUGUAUAUCGUUGAAGCAGACACUUGUUUAAUUGGAAAAAAAAAAAAGAAAAAAAAGAGCAAUACAGAAAAUGGAGAUUGAUUUAGGAAAAGUUCCCUUUGGAAUGGAUUUCCAUCCUCAAGAGCACAUGGUGGCUGCUGCUCUCAUCACCGGCCACCUUCACCUAUACCGAGUCAGUGCUGAUUCUUCAUCACAAAGGUUGUUGGAAGUUCAAGCGCAUAGUGACUCCUGUAGAGCUGUCCGGUUCGUCAAUGGUGGACAAGUGCUAUUGACUGCUUCAAGUGAUCGCUCAAUUCUAGCAACAGAUGUGGAAACUGGCUCGCCAAUUGCUCGUGUUGAAAAUGCCCAUGAGGAUGCCAUUUAUAGUUUGAUCAACCUCACUGAAUCAACCAUUGCAACUGGGGAUGAUCAAGGAUGUAUCAAGGUUUGGGAUACAAGGCAACGUUCUUGUUGUAAUUCUUUUAAUGCCCAUGAAGACUAUGUUUCAGAUAUGACUUUUGCAAAUGAUUCUAUGAAACUCCUAGGGACAAGUGGAGAUGGGACUCUUUCAGUUUGCAACCUUAGAAGCAAUAAAGUCCAAACUCGGUCAGAAUUUUCUGAAGAAGAGCUAUUAUCUGUUGCUAUUAUGAAGAAUGGUCGGAAGGUUAUCUGUGGAACACAAAAUGGAAAUUUAUUAUUGUAUUCAUGGGGAUUUUUCAAGGAUUGCAGUGAUCGCUUUGUUGGUCUAUCACCAAAUUCUAUUGAUGCUUUGUUGAAGCUAGAUGAAGAUAGGGUCAUUGUUGGAACUGAGAAUGGACUCAUCAGUCUGGUAGGCAUAUUACCCAACAGAAUCAUCCAACCACUUGCAGAGCAUUCAGAGUAUCCCAUUGAGCAUCUUGCUUUUUCUCACGACCGAAAGUUUCUUGGCAGUAUAUCACAUGACCAAAUGUUAAAGCUUUGGGAUUUAGAUGAUUUAUUGCAACAUUCUGGAAAUAUUCAGAAGGAUCAAGAUGUGACCAACAGUGAUAGUGAUGAGAUGGAUGUUGAUAUUAAUCCUCCAAAACCUAAGAAAGGAGGUAAGCAGAAAAAUGCGCAAACUGAUAGCAGCACAAGUAAUUUCUUUGCAGACUUGUAGUGGAUGCUAUUUUGCUGUGUUCUGUUACCGAGUUGUAUCCUCUGCUUGAAAGAAUUAACAUAGAUUGGCUUGUUAGAUUAUAUUUUUGGCUUGUUAAACUGAAAGUUAUAGAUAAUUUUUACUUUGAUAUUUAUUUAUUUAUUUAUUUACCAAUAGAAAUGAGAUUCAUACAAUUUGCGUUCUA
Molecule: messenger RNA, 1567 nt
Organism: Jatropha curcas
Lineage: Eukaryota; Viridiplantae; Streptophyta; Magnoliopsida; Malpighiales; Euphorbiaceae
Gene: WDR55
Product: transducin family protein / WD-40 repeat family protein
Molecular function (GO): protein binding
Source: RefSeq, a predicted model, not a curated record